AUUCCAUAAGAUUUUGGAUUGUACGUGCAUGAUUGACAACAGUCGCACUCACUUACGCCAAUUGAAAAAAAUAUGCGAUUUUCUGUCUGUUUUGCUCCAUCAUUCCAUAAAUUGAGGUCCUGUUUAUUUACAAAGCUACAUUCUGCAACUUUCAGCUGUUGUAUUCACCGGAUGGCGUGUGGGGAAUUGAACGUGGCUAAGGGGAAUGGGGUUGAGGUUCUUGAGAAGGUCGAAGGAUUUGAAGACCGACGGAAUACGCUGUUAUUUGGUGCCCGAAAGUCUGGGGUGGAAGGCUCAUACAUACCGCAACGGACAGUCGUGUUUUUCCCGGGUGACGUGCAGAAUUUUGAGAACAUCAUGAAGCAUCAUGAAGCCAAUCAGAAAUGGAAAGAAUGGACAUUUGAGAGCAAUGUUCGCAUGUUACAGCAUAGGUUCCCUGAUGCUCAGGUUGUCAUGGUGACACCCUCACGUCGGGUGGACGAGACCUUCAGUUGCUAUGGUAACUUUAUGGAGACAGACGUCCUUGGUUCGCCCACCAGCUACGAGUACCGUCAUGCAUGGGAGCAUCUGAGGCUCCUGAUUCAAAAUGCUCGGAAAUGUAUAACAGAAAAGCCAUCCGCGGAGGGAGUAGAUCCUGCCGGAGAAAAAGUGACCGAGUCUUCACUGACGGUUAUUGGUUUCAGCAAAGGCUGUACAGUCCUCAAUCAGCUCAUGUACGAAUUAGAAAGUGCAUGCUCAGACCAAGCAAUACUUGCCUUUAUCAGGAGAGUCGAGGCCUUCUAUUGGCUAGAUGGUGGCCAUGCUGGUACUGUCUCGACGUAUGUUACAGAUGAUAGCGUUUUAAGAGCGGUCGCCAAUCUCAAGGCUACAUUCAAUGUUCAUGUCACUCCCUACCAAGUGAAAGAUGAAGGGCGCCCUCAUAUAGGUGAAGACCAUCUUCAAUUCAUCUCCAAACUGAUGUCAUAUGGUGCAGACGUUAAGAGCACACUUCACUUCAGAGAUGAAAGCAGAUCAUUAAAGAGGCAUUUUGAGGUCCUCAAGCUGUUUUGAUGACUUCAUAGUGAAUGUGAAGGUGUUAUGAUACUCUUGCCAGAAGACAUGUUGCAGACAGAGAUCCAUCAAGAAUGGCGGAUUGAUGACAAAGCUGUGAUAGACAAUCAACAAGGGACCUGUCACAAACAUCAAAGAUCAUUUAAAGCAAUGAUGGUCUACAGGCAUUGAGAUGAGAAGUGAUGUAUUACAAUAGAAAUCAGAGCACAGGUUUGCGUAAUAUCUGUAAGAUGUCUGUUCAAUUCAGUGACCAGAGUCUUUUUUUAAGACCUUGGCCCUGAAACAUAAAGCUUAGCGAUUGUUAGGUAGAUUUUAUGUGAUUGAUUGCAUUGACUAUUGUGUAUGAUCAAACUUAAAAGCAGCCUUACAAUCAAACAAGAUGAAGCAGAUAUUUGUGUGUUUACUCUUUAGAAUAUAUGGCCAUUGGAUUGUAUGAAUGAAUCGAUUCAUUAAUAGUGCAAUCUGAUUUAAAAAUAUUUAGUAUUAUGUGCGUAAGACUACUGCCAUAGCAAUAUUCAUUUUUGUUCAACAACUCAAUGACACUGCCUUAUUCAAAUAGCCAGGCCUAUCAAAACUUUCAUAUCACUGGAAACAUAUUUACAGGAUUAUUGUAUAACUUGUGUAAAUAGUAUACACACUAUAUUCUGAAUUCAUGUACCUUCAUCAUUCAUGUGAACUUAUAAUAGCCAGAAAAUGAAACUAUUCAGGAGUUUUUAAAUAAUAAUAAUAAUACAGAGUAUUUCUAAAGCGCCAAAUCCACAUUGAUUAUGUGCUCAAGGCGCUGCGAAAAGGAAAUAAGACAAAAAUUACAUGGAGCAGGAAGGGACAAAGAUAAAAGAAGCACAGUCAUGACAAUGAAAGGAAACUACUGGAAGGCAAUUUUAAACAAAUGGGUUUUUAGAGAAAUUUUGAAAUUAUCGAUAUUGGAAAUACUACGAAUGGAAUAUGGCAACUGAUUCCACAAGGGUGGUCCCGCAUGUGCAAAUGACCGAUCCCCCAUGAUUUCUUGGAUUUAGGAACUGUAAGCAAUUUUAAAGUUGUAUUUUCUCAGAUAUGACAGCAGCUUUCUGAGGCUUAUAUAUUUAUCCAACCAAGCAUUAUUAACUUUGGGAUCUAACUAACAGUAAGAUAUAUGAAUUCAUGAAAAGAGCAGGUGGCAAAGUUUCAUACAUGUAUGUAGAAUCUUAGAAUCAGAUGUGUGUGAAUAUAGCUUUAAAGCUGAUUUCAGCUUAGAAUUUUAUUUAAAGCUAUUUUAAUUCUUUUGUGUGUGAAUUUCCUCUGCAUGAUCUAUACAGGCUUUUCAAUGCAAACCUUUUUAACUCUCUAUUUGGGGUUACAGUUGUGUGGAAUAUUAUUAGCAGUUAAAGGAGCUGCAUAUGAUGUCAUUCGGAUUAUUGUUGGAGAAAUUCCCGUUCUUAGUGGUUUGAUUUACCAGCCAUCCAGAGAAAAUAAAACACUUUACAGGCCAUGUUGAGUGAGAAACUAGAGGACUGAUGGCUAAAGCUCCUCUCCACAGGGACCUAAUAAUAUCAAUAUUUAAUUUUGUAUAAUGAGAUUGUAUUUCGGGACUGCAGGUGCUUUUAAAGUAUGUAAAACUUAAUGUUCAAACAGACACUGGAAACUGAUAGGUCAAAGCUAGCUAUUGCAGUGAGCGUUGAUCGUCAGAGACCUGGUGCGAGAUUUGAAAAAAAGCAAUCCUCUCUUAACAACUCAGUCUGCACUAAACUUACACCAUCACCUCUUCCUAAAGCAUUACCAACAGUCAAUGCUGACCAGGGGGGUGUUUCACAAAGAUUUAAUAUGACUUGGGUUGCACUUAAAUGCCGACGCGUACAUGAUAUGCAACGUGCAAUCUUAUAAAUCAAUACGUAGUAGUGUGCCUCUUGGCAUGAUCUGACCAAUACUGUCAUGUCUUUUAUACCACGGGCAACUAGUCAUUUAAGUGCGACUCGUAAGUCAUGAUUAAAUCUUUGUGAAACACCCCCCCUGUCUCUGUUGCCAAGCCGAUCCUCUUCUUCCAUCUCUCCCCAUCCUUUACCCCUAUUCCCAAAAGCUGAACCCCACACAAAACAGCUACAUCAGACUUGAACAUGAAAUAUUUGCUCUCCUUCAUUUCUUGCCACAUUCAGCUUUCAAAUCUGCAUAUUUGCCCAACUUUCUCUCCAUUUGGUACUGUGAGACAAGUUAGAUGAUUUUUCAGCAAUUCCUUACUUUCUUCAGGAAUAGUUUGGCACAUUUUUUUUUAUUCGUACGUACAGACACUUGUCAUUUUGUUGGAUUCUGUUUAAAUUCCUUCUAUAUACGUGUAAUUGCCACUCCUAGUGUAUUGUAACACUCUGAGACAAGCGGGGAGAUUGCAGCAUGGAUAACGAUGACUGUUUUCCUUGCAAGGUAGUGGAUCACAACGAGAAUAAUGGGAAGGAGAACAAUCGUAAUGAUGGUGAAUAAUCGCAUGGGCGGUCAGAUCGAGAGGAAUAGGAGUAACGACCUGAAUUGUUAUUAAGGUGGGCAUAAUAUUGACAAUCUUAGGACUAGGGCAAGGGCGAACGAGGAUAGUGAGAAGUAGAUUGGGGAAUAGAAUUAAUUGUGAAUUCAAGAGAAUCAAGCCUCGUCACAAUAGUCUUGUGAGGAUCAUUUAUUUGUGCUCUGGCAGUGGAAACGGUCUUAAAAAAUGACGAGCGGAAGACUUCUUGUCCACGCUGAUUGAAGUUUGGAACGGAUCUACGUCUAAGGGACCGUAUUUUAAUUAUCGAUGGCACUCUCUGCUAUUCUUCUGCAGGAUCGUGCAGCGAAACAGCGGACGAUUUUUACCCGAAGUCCUUAGCAGAGUCGGAAAGUAGGAGUUGCCAAAAUUGGUGGUACGGGGUAGAAGUAAUUUUGUCCACUUCAUUCUGCCGAUCUGCACUGAGCAGAUAUCAGCAGGAGGCCAGGCCUGGUGCGCUAGCGCUGCCGUCACGCUGGACUUGACGCUAGCUAGCUAGCUCGUAGUACUGCAACUUAAUAAUAAUAGCGCUCCCCAUUCCAUGGCAAUUCCAAUGCGUUCACAUCACUUGGCUCGAAUAAUGUACCACAUGUAGAUGAAAUAUUUCUGUCUUGCGUUUUAUGAAGCCUCAAAAUAUUCCUAUAAUUAAGCAAUUACAUGUAUAAGAAAAUUGCCUACCAUUCCCUGACUGUGUUCUCAGGCCAAGCCAAGGCAAGAUGCAAUAGCUCCUCUAUUCAUUUCCGACUCGGACUCUAAAAUAUAUUAAAGUUACAACUUCUUCUUGGAAUUUUGGCAACCAGUCAAAAAAAGAUUAUUUUUUGCCACAGCUUUCUUUGGCCUUGGAGCUUAUUUUCGGGAAUCUUUCCCUUUAUUCUUUUUUUUUGUUCUACUUUUUUAGACUUGACAAUAGACUGUUUUGCACAGUCGUAAAAAAGUUGCCAUUCCCUUGCUAUCAGCCUGGUCCAAUUGUAUAUUUUUUUGUCCUAAUAGCUUAUGACAAAUCAUCUUUACCGUUUGUCCAGAAUCAAGGACCAAAUUGAUGUUUAGAUUAACCAAUUUUUAAGAAAGACUUCUUUGCUAUUCUCUGUGAUGACGGGCGUUUCAAUACAUAGAUCCUACUCCUUUUUUUUUAAUCAUCCGCUGAAUCAAAACUAUCAUAAAUUGCACCCAGCCCAAUUAUACACCUCUACAAAUAAAAAUAAUCACUUCCACAAUAGUCAUGUAUUUCUUCCUAAUUUAUCAAAGUUAAUUUAAAAAAGAUAACUUUACUUAUUUUUUAAGCAUUUAUAUUUUGCAUUGUUUUCUCUAUAAUUCAUAGUGGUACAUUAACCAAGCUGCUAGUUAUUUGUAUAAUGUAGUGUGUUUAGAUUUGCAUAUGUUCAAAGUUUUAUGGUUUAUAAUAGAUAUCCAAGAAUUCUAAACCACCAUUAUUACUCACCUUUGUUAUCAGAAUAGAUUUCUACCUUUUCACUUCAGAAACGUUUAUAUCUCUCUCCACAUUUAUUGUCUUUUCAUUGGUUUCCACUACGAAAAGAUAUAUCGGUUCAUUAUCAGCUAUUCACCAAAGUGAAAUGAACGUUUCAUUUUGUUUUCAAUUUUGUUUUCUUAUUAUUUUUCUUUGAAUUUUUAAUAUUACUUUUUUGCUGUCUUUUCUAAUCGUAAUUCCUUAACUUUCCACAUCUCCUUCCCACAUAUCAAGGAUACAUUUGAUUCUCUUUGCGCACCUCUCUCUCUUCCUGUCUUCCUCCAGACUCGAGUGAUUAAAUUUUACUAUACAUCACAUCAUCCCUUCUCUUUAUAUUUCAUUAAAAUUACCAUCUCUUUACAAUGUUGUUUCAUUACACAUGUUGACAAAAGCUUUAACAAAGUCAGCAAAUCAAAACUAAAUCUCAAAACUCUCACUUGACCAUUCUGAUAUACCCUUUCCUUUUCUCUUGUCUCACCACAUGCACUCCCCUCAGCAUAUUCAGCAUGUUAAUUCGAUUUGCAUCAUUUUCCAUCUCUAGAUUUUGCUCAACAUCUUUUACAAUUCUCAUAUAAAUAUGAAAAAUGACACAAUAUUGAAAGUCACAUUAAGCACAUUGAGACCUUUGUAAGGUGUAAUGCGCUGUACAAAAGCUGUUCUAUUAUUAUUAUUAUUAUUACUGUUCUUUUUUCUGUGGUGAUGAGUGAGUUUCUCAGCGUUUUUUUUUUUACUUUGAUCAAUAAUUCCUCAUCGGUUUUAGUAACUAUCAAUGUGUAAUUAAUAUCACUGAAUAGAUCAUUUAAUUUUCUUUAAAAUGAUACCCUACAUGAUAAGAUUAUCGUUCACAUUGAGGUGCAGUGUCUUGAAAUGUGGGGCAAGGUCAAAAUUCAAAAGUUGCAAAAUGACACAAUAUUUAAAGUCACUUUUCUUUUUUCAGUGGUGAUGAGUGAGUUUCUCAGCGGUUUCUUUUAAUUGUUUUCAUGCACCUUUAAACAUCAACAUUAACAUGAAAUCAAAGACACCUCUGCACAAGC
This is a messenger RNA of Lytechinus pictus (painted urchin), 6031 nucleotides long. RefSeq names its product mitochondrial protein C2orf69-like. NCBI's taxonomy places the organism in Eukaryota, Metazoa, Echinodermata, Echinoidea, Temnopleuroida, Toxopneustidae. Bases 73 to 1050 code for a protein of 325 amino acids. Gene Ontology annotation, cellular component: mitochondrion. The transcript has 5 exons. The record is from RefSeq and is a predicted model, not a curated record.